CUCUAAAGGAGGUUUGGUACAUUGUUUACAAAUCACUGCAAAACUAUCCUGACUUCCAGUCUUACACUGAAGCUGUAAUAGUAGAUAGAACUGGUCUGAAUAAACUAAUCUUUACAUCUAUAAAAAAAAACUUUUUUAUUACACUAUAGAGAAAAGAAGUUAAGCUUGAUGCAGAAGCUGAAAAAGAAAAACAACAGCACACCUCUGCCUCAUCACAGAGUCCUCAAUUUUACCAUCAAACAUCUAUAUUUAUAUUGACUUUCAUGCUGAGGGAACAUUCACAAAAGAAUACAGUCAAUACAGUGAGUGCUAACCACAAUAGACCCACUUUUCUGAGCUCUCAUGAAGAUAAAUGCCGGCCACAAAUAGACAGCUGUCAUGGCAACUCCAUAUCUAAUAUCUAAAACGUCGCAUCCGUCUGCUCAGACUCACAGAAAACUGGACACUAAAAGGUUAAGAGCGCUAAUUUAGUUGGCAGAGUUAUGAAAAAGAAUUAAACGCACGAUUACGUUUCGAGAGGGUACGUGAACCGGCCACCAGCUCCUGUCAAUGUGUCUGUCAUGCACCUGCGAGCCGACUCUGCAACUAUAUCAUGGGAAGUUCCAGAGGGGGACAUAAUAAUUGGUUUCUCCAUCUCACAGCAGAGGCAGGAUGGACACAUGCAGCGAUUCAUCCGGGAGGUCAACACAACCAGCCGUUCUUGCGUUCUUUGGGACCUGGAGGAGGAUACAAACUAUAUCAUUCAGGUCCAGUCUAUUGGCCUCUAUGGCGAGAGUCAAGCCAGCAAGAAGGUCCAUUUUCAUACCCUUAAGAAGUCAGACCGCUUUCCUUCCAACAGCUCCAACCAAGAUGACCCCACUGUGCAGGGACUGGACAAGUCUCGACAUCUACAAACUGGAGAGAUGAUCAUAAUUGUCGUGGUCUUGGUCAUGUGGGCAGCUGUUAUUGCCCUAUUCUGCCGGCAGUAUGACAUCAUUAAGGACAACGACUCCAGCAACAAUAAGGAGAAGGCCAAGCCGUCGUCAGAAAGAAGCACGCCAGAGCACCACAGUGGAGGACUGCUAAGGAGCAAGUUUCAUCCUUCUGUGCCAUCAAUCAACAUCAUUGAAGUUUGAGAAGAAGAAAGCCAAACUUAAAAUCCCAUCUCUUCUACCAUCAAAGCGUUUCGACCUUUCUCCCUGACGAGGGGGAUGAAAGUAGAGAAAAGGAGAGAAAUAUACAAGGCUUCUGUUGGUCAUCAGCAGAGAAAAAAAAAGUGUUGACAAAAUACCUGCAUGCACCCAGUAUUUGUAGGAAAAUGCAACACAAACCGACAGACACACUCCGAAUGCCAUCCAGUAAUCCUAUAGAAAUCCACAAAUGCCUACACACAGAAACACCAGAGAGUAAGUACAACAGAAUUCUACUCCUGCGGGUUUAUUGUACAUAGAUUAAUGUUAACCCAUGGUGCAGUUAACAUUGAUGUCUUUGCCAGGUGCUUGGUAUAUUAUUGCAAUACAAUACACACAAUACGACGUAUAAUCUCUGGGAAGCCUGUCUUAGUGACUUUAAAUACGCAGUGUAUUUUUGAUAUUGGCAUGUGCAAUUAGACACCACGUUCACACGUUAUAGACAAGUGCAAAUAGUAUUAAAAACUGCCUGGUCACUAAUGUAUAUUAUUUUCUGAAUACAGUCAGUAGACUAAUAAGGCAAGAAAGCAAAUACAUUAAUCUAAAAUUAAUUUGCUACAUUUCUUAGUUGUUGUUUUUUAACCUAAUAUUACAGUUGAACUGCCCUGGUCUGGAUGUUUUUCUUCAUACCUCAUGUAAAACAGAUAUCUCUGUACAUACUUCAUCCAUUUCCUAAUAAAGUUGCAUGCAAGUUAUUUGCGUGUAGAAUAGCCUUCAAUGUGCAUUCUAAGCUAGAUGCCCCAAAAUAGGGAAAUAAACAUGAUUGCAGUACAAUUAAGCUCUUAAUGUUUUUAUUCUUCUAUUUUAUCUGCUUUUAGAAAAAGGCACUGUCAUUUAUCAUCCAGUGUUUUAUUUCACAUCUUGUACAUCUUCUGCAAAUUGUAUUUUCUAAAGUGUAAAAUAAAGCUUCUUUUGAAACUCCCAUUACUAAAUUGCAGCUAAUGUAAUAAACUUUCUCUCACCGAAAGGCAUAAAUCACUUUAACGUUGCACAAAUUGCACUCUGACAUAUAAAAAGAACGUCAAAUGUUACAAAGGUGCAUGGUGUACAUUAAGCGGGAGUGAGACUUACACCAGGAAAGUGCAUUUCAUGCACAAAUUGCUUGGCAAGCCCCCUCACAAAAACGUGUUUUAAUCCAAGUAAUACUCUCCAAGAGCUACAAAUUAGCCUGUUAAUGAUGUGGUGGCCAAAAUCUAAACUAGGUUUCUUCACUUCCAGGUAUAAAAUGUGCACAAUGCUUAAAAAUGGACAGAUUAAUUUCUAUCUUGUCACAGCAGUUUUUCUGAUACAACAUAAAAGCUCUUUGUGGCUGGUUUCUUACCAAAACGCUACAUAAAUAAAUUUUACUUACUUAAUUUUACUUACUAACUUUUGGAAUAUGCUGGAGAAGUAAAACAAAUACAAAAAACAUUUAAAAAAGAAUCAAUAAAUAAAAAUCUCAUCAGUAAAAACUUACUAUUUUACAGGUUCUAAACCUUUGCCAAACCUUUGUCACUUAACUUUCUGUUUGAGUUUGUGGUUACACACUGUUUUGUUUUUUGUUGGUUUUUUUCCCCCAAUAGGUUUAAGGACCAGAGGAAAGAUCACGAUACAACUGGGACAGUGAUAUCAUGUACUGUUAUGGGUACUCACAGGGACUUGGUGGAGAUAAAGUCAUGUCUUGUUAAAGCUCUCCAAAUCAGCAUGAGAAAUGGCUGUGCUUAAGCUCUUCUUUGAAGUAAUAAGACAAACACUCUGUAAAAAUCUCUAGACUAAUGUCAUACAAACCGUAUAUUACAUUCAUAUAGCAAACAAAGCAUUACCAUUCAGGGAGGUUUUUAUUCACUGAUCAAAGUGGAAAAAAAAAAAACAGAGCCAACACUGACUGAAAAACUGAAGUUAUUUUAAUGGCCCCUGGAAUUUAGCUUCAAAGCAAAAUUGUCUGUUACUCAACACAUGUAAACAUGUUUAAAGAUACAAAAAUUGAAUUUUUUGACUCAUUUAAAAUGUACUAAGCUAUGCAUUGUUAGCACUGUGACCACUUUUACUGACACGUCGAUGCUAACACAUGCAACUGUUUCUGCGAGGCUAGCUUCUGCUAGACUUAAAUUUUUCUUGGACUCUGGUGGUGUUGGUGGAUUUCAGAGUAAGUUUAUUAGCAAAUAUUUGAUAAACAACAUGGUAUUUUUCACUUAUAACUUUUUCAGCAAGCACCUGUGCCAUGCGUCCAUGUAGUCUAUGCAGCUUUCUUACCAAGCUAGCCAGAAUUAGCUGAUAUCAAAAUAUGGUCACUUCAUAGGACUAAAGCUGAGGCUUCAAAAUUCAGGCUUCUAAACCAAUGAAUGAAUGAUUUCCCUGUUCAAUCUAUGGUACAAACAUCUGAAUGCACAUAAAUACCUAUAUUUGCUGCUAAUAAUAAACAAUCUACUUGCUUAAAAUGGUCAAUAUUUACACGUUAAAAUAGCUCAGAACAGUUGGUUAGCGCACCAGCAGCUGCUGCAUUCAUUUAUAAUGAGCCUUUAGUUAUGAGACUGUCUGCUGCGGUGCUUUAGAGAACAAUGAGCCAUUUGAUCUAGCCUUUAAACUAGAAUGUUCCUAAUCAAAAAUGUAAUUACACUAAAGUAUCUAAGAAUACAGCGCAUCUUAAAAUAGAAAGAGAUUACAGUGUCCUGGGGAUUAAUAGGUAAUAUUGUAUUCCCUCUUAACUCACUGUCCGUGCAGCACAGCAGACAAUUUUUAUUAGUUGUCCACGUGAUUUAUGGGCUGUUAGGGCCAAGUGGUUAGAUUUUAGAUGUGAUUCAGAGAUCCAGGGAUAUGGUGAAGCUAUAAAUAAAUAAAAUCUAUAAAAAAAAAUGGGUUUGCAUUGGAGUCUACCUUCAUUAUUGUAUUGCUUGGCCCCAUCUUUCCAAUAUUAGCUUUCUCCUGUCUGUCAGUAUUGGAGCCAAAAUAGAUAGGCAAUUAAGAUAUAUAGAAAGACAUUUAUUGCAAGCUCACUGCAAGUUAUUACAGUUUAUAUUGUGUGUUCUAAAAUUCCAGUUUUAUAAAUAUAUUCAUAUUGGCCCCACAUGCAUAUACAUGAAUAUGAAAAGACUGAUGGUUCACAGGCACUGAAGAGCCGGCACAUCCAUAUAUAUAUAACUACAUCAGUAAAUGUGCUAAAAAUGAAAUGCAGGUUAUGGCCCUCCCUAUGAUAACAAUCUCAACUGCAGUGAAGUGUCAGCCUAUCUGACCUCCACAAGCUGGUCUCUCCGGAGUCUCAGUAUCAAAUGGUACAACUAUUACAUACACAAUAUUAAGCCAUUAGAGCAGGGCAGAGCACCUUAUCAGUCACUAAUUAGCCAUCACAAAAUUGUGUUAAAUAGGCUAUUAGCAAUCAAUUACACACUUAUGAAUACUAAAUGAGCUGUUCAUUGCCAUAUCCCGGGACACAAAGGACAAAUAUGACAUUGGUAAUCAACAUAUCCCUCGAAAGUUAAACAGUAAUUUCAAAUUUAGAAUGACUGUUUAACUACGUCAAGUGUAAUAUUUUGUCCCGCGGAGCUAAAUGAAAAUAAGCCUUUUUCUUUCCCCAUCAUACGUGACCUUAAUUUAAUGUCUAUGUCCAGAGGUGAUUUGGAUUACCGCUCGUGAAGCAAAACAAUGACAAAGCUAUUUAUUGCUGCUAUAAAAAAAUAACUGGUGAUGGUACUGAAUAUUCUUACUCUUGCGAUUUCUUUUCAUGCACUAGGGUUUAAUUGACUGCUGCAGACUUUGCUGACAUGACAUGCAGGUGAGCUCUGCUUCGUCACGCAGUGAGCUGAGAGCAGUUUAAGUGGAAAGCUUUAUGCACUCCAGUAUAAUCAACAAAACAAGGCCUGUGCUGCAUCAACCCCAGUUUACACAUAUGUAAUGGAAGCAGAAGGAGCACACUAACAAUGCUGUUGUUGUCAGUGUGACAAUACAAUGAAAUAACACAGUGUGCCUUUUUAGUCUCUAGUGAGUUCUCUGAAAACAUCAAAGUGGAGAUUUUCUGUCACUUUUCUUUGUUACUUGUGACAAGCUGAUCUUCUUUCUGAGGGUGGGCCGGGUACUCCACACUCUUUGUUCACAGAGUCAGUGAUUUCUGACACACAACAGGUCUGUCAUACAGAAUUUUCAUCAUAGUGAAGUUUUCUCUGAAAUGUUUAACUCUUCUGAUCUAAAGUAGAAGACAGGCCUUCUUUGAUCUCAUGAAUCUGAUUAGUCAGUUCUCUAUACACUGAUCAAACAUAACAUUCUGACCACUGACAGGGGAAGUGAAUAACACUGAUUCGCUCUUCAUCAUUGCACUUGUUAGUGGGUGGGAUAUAUUAGGGAUCAAUUGAACAUUUUGUCCCCAAAGCUGAUUUGUUAGAAGCAGGAAAAAUGGGCAGGUAUAAGGAUUAAUGUUCGAUGAUCAGAUGACUGGAUGGGAUUUUCCCAUCUUCCUGAUCUGCAGUAGUCAGGAUCUAUUAAAAGUGGUCCAAGGAAGUAACAGUGGCGAACCUACGAUGGAGUCAUGGGUGGCCAAGGCUCACUGAUGUACUGUACUUGAGGAACGAAGGUAGGCUCGCCUGCUGCUUCCAGAUCCAGCAGGCGAGCUACUGAAGCUGAAAUUCACAAUUGACAAUUCCCGACCCAUGACCAUAACUGAAAACGCCAAUAAUGAGCACAUGAGCAACAGAACUGGACCACGGACCAAUGGAAGGAAGUGGUGUGGUCGGAUGAAUCAUGUCUUCUCUUGCAUUACAUGCAUGGCCAGAUGCAUGUAGGUCACUUACCUGCGAAACACCUGGCACCACACAUUACUUUGACACAUACCAUCUACUGGAGGAUUGCUGCAGACCAUGUAAACCCUUUCGUGGAAAUGCUAUUUCCUGAUAGCGGUGGCCUCUUUCAGCAGGAUAAUGAGCCCUGACACAAAGCAAAAUGGUUCAGGAACGGUUUUAGGAGCAAAACGCUGAGUUUGAGGUGUUGAUUUG
Haplochromis burtoni (Burton's mouthbrooder) is the source of this 6127-nucleotide messenger RNA. RefSeq names its product fibronectin type III domain containing 4a (gene fndc4a). The coding region runs from base 561 to 1115 and encodes 184 amino acids. The transcript is spliced from 6 exons. Gene Ontology annotation, molecular function: protein binding. The record is from RefSeq and is a predicted model, not a curated record. NCBI's taxonomy places the organism in Eukaryota, Metazoa, Chordata, Actinopteri, Cichliformes, Cichlidae.